UUAUGAAAUGCAAGACGAAGAUGGAUAUAUGAACAACGAAAGAAACGAGAUCAACGAAGCAGCGAAAAUAAAUGUUAACGAGAAGAAAACUGAGAAUAAAGUGGUACGAAAUGGAAACGAAGGAAAUAAUCAAGAGAAAUUUAAACAACUAAUGGCCGAGACGACAUACGAAAGUGAGAACAAAGAAUAUGUACAAGAAGUACAUACGAUGACUACAUCUGCAACUAAGCCGAAAGUUAAUAAAGGAAUUUCAUAUGAACAAAAUCUGACCAAAAUUAAGCAGGACUACGAAGACAUGAAAUGGGAUUUAAUGAUGCGAGAAGUGGAACUUUUAAAAAGGGAACUACGAAUUUCAACGAAGGAAAACGAAAUAUUAAAUAUGACCAAAAACGAAAAACCAGCCGAUACACUAAUCAACAAAAAUAUCCCGUUUACUCAUCUUAAGGAUUUAGUGUCAGAAUUUGACCCUAUGGAUGGUGAUACCGACAUUCACCUAUUUAAAAAGCAAAUUAUAUCUGUGCAAAAUAUUUAUCAACUUGAUGAUCACAGUGUACGUGCAUUAAUUUCCAAUCGUUUAAAAGGAAAAGCUUCCAAAUGGCUACAGAGCUGCUCAGAGUCGAUGACAAUGCCAGUAAAUGAAUUGCUUUAUGAAAUGGAAAACAUUUUUGAUAAUCGUGAGUCUCAACUUGUAAUGAAACGUAAGUUUGAAAAGAAAAUUUGGCAAAGUGAUGAAUCAUUUCAAGAAUAUUUCUACGAAAAACUUAUAUUAUCAAAUAAAAUAAAUAUAAGUCAAGAAGAACUACUGGGUUAUGCGCUACGCAACCAGGCAAAAAUGCAACGAUUUUUAAAUACAGCUGAGUUAUUGGAUGCUUUUAAGAAAAUUCAAUUGAAGCAGAUUUUUGUCAACAACAACAACAAAGUUACGCUCCAGGCAGAUACCAAUAAAUCUGCAAUUGUAAUUAAGUGCUAUAAUUGCAAUUCAAAGGGACACAUGGCCAAUGAAUGUCGCAAAAGCAAGAGGGAACCUGGAUCCUGUUUCGUCUGCGCUGAGAUGGGGCACACUUCAAUCAACUGUCCGAAACGCAAGAAUAUCAACCCACUGGAGAGCACAAACAAUUCAAAUUCAUUUAAACCCUAAUCGACACCGGAAGUCCCAUUUCUCUUAUACGUGAAGAACAUGUACCAACCGAAUUCAUCGAGUGUUAUAGUUUUCUUAAAAACUACUAUGGGAUAAAUAAAAGUAAACUGAUUAUCAUUGGAAUAGUUAAAUGUAAAAUCAUAUUUGAAAACCAAGAAUUUAAUAAAGAUUUUUUUGUUGUACCUAAUGAAACAAUGGAAUAUCCUGCAAUAUUGGGAACCGACUUUUUAGAAAAGGAAAGAUUUGUGUUAAUAAAAGAAAGUAAAUUAAGAUUAGAAAGCA
Molecule: messenger RNA, 1420 nt
Organism: Drosophila suzukii
Lineage: Eukaryota; Metazoa; Arthropoda; Insecta; Diptera; Drosophilidae
Source: RefSeq, a predicted model, not a curated record